AUGGAUAGCAGCCCUCAAGGUAUACUGCUAUGCGGCCCACCUGGAUGUGGUAAAACUUUGUUGGCUAAAGCGAUUGCGAAUGAAACGGGUAUGAACUUCAUCAGUGUGAAGGGACCUGAAUUGUUGAGUAUGUCAUCAGGUAGUGCAAGACUUGUAAAUCAGUUGUUGACUGAAAUGGAUGGUAUUGAGUGCCGAAAACAAGUGUUCCUUAUUGCAGCCACCAAUCGACCAGGUUUACUUUUUGUGUGA
Anisakis simplex (herring worm) is the source of this 249-nucleotide messenger RNA. The record is from the annotation of a GenBank genome assembly. NCBI's taxonomy places the organism in Eukaryota, Metazoa, Nematoda, Chromadorea, Rhabditida, Anisakidae.